AUGGGCCAGAACCUCAUCCUCAACAUGGCUGACAAGGGCUUCACCGUCUGCGCCUACAACCGUACCGUUUCGAAGGUCGACCACUUCCUCGAGAACGAGGCCAAGGGCAAGUCGAUCGUCGGCGCCCACUCGAUCGAGGAGCUCUGCGCCAAGCUCAAGACUCCCCGCAAGAUCGUCCUCCUCGUCAAGGCCGGCCAGGCCGUCGACGACUUCAUCGCCCAGCUUGAGCCCCACCUCGAGAAGGGCGACAUCGUCAUCGACGGCGGCAACUCGCACUUCCCCGACUCGAACCGCCGCACCAAGGAGCUCGAGUCCAAGGGCCUCCUCUUCGUCGGCUCGGGUGUCUCGGGCGGUGAGGAGGGCGCCCGCUACGGCCCUUCGCUCAUGCCCGGUGGAUCCACCGCCGCAUGGCCCCACAUCAAGGAGAUCUUCCAGAAGACUGCUGCCCAGACCGACGGCGAGCCUUGCUGCGACUGGGUCGGUGAGGAGGGUGCCGGCCACUACGUCAAGAUGGUUCACAACGGUAUCGAGUACGGAGACAUGCAGCUCAUCACCGAGGCGUACGACAUCCUCAAGCGCGGCUUCGGCAUGCACGAGAAGGAGAUUGCCGACAUCUUCGAGCGCUGGAACAAGGGCGUCCUCGACUCGUACUUGAUCGAGAUCACCACCCAGAUCCUCCGCUACAACGACGACGACGGCACGCCCCUCGUCACCAAGAUCCUCGACGCCGCUUCGCAGAAGGGCACCGGCAAGUGGACCGCGACCAAUGCCCUCGACCUUGGCAUGCCCGUCACCCUCAUCGGCGAGGCCGUCUUUGCCCGCUGCCUCUCGGCGAUCAAGGACGAGCGUGUCCGCGCCUCCAAGGUCAUCGGUGGCCCGCAGAUCGAGCCGUUCUCGGGCGACAAGAAGCAGUUCAUCGACGACCUCGAGCAGGCCCUCUACGCCUCCAAGAUCGUCUCGUACGCCCAGGGCUUCAUGCUCAUGCGCGAGGCCGCCAAGACCUACGGCUGGCACCUCAACAACGCCGGCAUCGCGCUCAUGUGGCGCGGAGGCUGCAUCAUCCGCUCCGUCUUCCUCGGCGACAUCACCAAGGCGUACCAGAAGAACCCCGAGCUCGAGAACCUCCUCUUCGACGACUUCUUCAACAAGGCCGUCCACAAGGCGCAGCCUGGAUGGCGCCGCAUCGUCGCCCAGGGCGCGCUCUGGGGUAUCCCGACCCCGGCCUUCUCGACCGCCCUCUCCUUCUUCGACGGCUACCGCACCGAGCGCCUCCCCGCCUCGCUCUUGCAAGCGCAGCGCGACAUGUUCGGAGCUCACACCUUCCGGGUCCUGCCCCAAUUUGCCAACGACAAGCUCAAGGAGGGCCAGGACAUCCACGUCAACUGGACCGGCCGCGGCGGCAACGUCUCUGCCUCGACCUACAACGUCUAA
Messenger RNA from Rhodotorula toruloides NP11, 1431 nucleotides. RefSeq names its product 6-phosphogluconate dehydrogenase. The transcript has 8 exons. Gene Ontology annotation, biological process: pentose-phosphate shunt, oxidative branch; pentose-phosphate shunt. Gene Ontology annotation, molecular function: phosphogluconate dehydrogenase (decarboxylating) activity; NADP binding. Gene Ontology annotation, cellular component: cytosol. NCBI's taxonomy places the organism in Eukaryota, Fungi, Basidiomycota, Microbotryomycetes, Sporidiobolales, Sporidiobolaceae. Bases 1 to 1431 code for a protein of 476 amino acids. The record is from RefSeq and is a predicted model, not a curated record.